AUAUAGAAGCUAGCACUGCAUGUGUGUGUUUAUGUGUAUGUGUUUCUCCUAUGCUGACUCAUGGCAUUGAAGCCUCUCUGGAAACACCCCCACCCUUCUGGCCAGCCAGUCUACACACACCCCUUUGGCUCCUCCUCAUUUCAAAUGUUAGGUCAAGAGGAAGACGGAAAACGAAUUCAAGAGCUGCUCUUAAGCAUCUAGAAUUUUCUGCGUCCCACCUCUGGAGAGAAGAGACUGCCCCCAGGUCUGACUCAGCCCACUAGACGCUAAACUCUCCUCUUAAAACACCAAUACUACUUGAGCCUUCAAAUAACAUUGGAGGAAGAGUCUACAAGUAUUGCAGACUCUGUAGGAGGCAGGGGCUAACAACUGGCAAUAAAGACAGAAAGAUGUCAGGCCUGAGAUCCGACAUUCAAGUGGACCCUGAAAUUGAGCUUUUUGUGAAGGCUGGAAGUGAUGGAGAGAGUAUUGGAAACUGUCCCUUUUGCCAACGUCUUUUCAUGAUCCUCUGGCUUAAAGGAGUGAAAUUCAAUGUGACUACUGUUGACAUGACCAGAAAGCCUGAAGAGCUGAAGGACUUGGCACCAGGUACCAAUCCUCCCUUCCUGGUGUAUAAUAAGGAAUUGAAAACAGACUUCAUUAAAAUUGAGGAGUUUCUAGAGCAGACCCUGGCUCCUCCAAGGUAUCCUCACCUAAGUCCCAAGUACAAGGAAUCUUUUGACGUGGGAUGCAAUCUCUUUGCCAAGUUUUCUGCAUAUAUUAAGAAUACACAAAAGGAGGCAAAUAAGACUUUUGAAAAAUCCCUGCUCAGAGAAUUUAAGCGUCUGGAUGACUACUUAAACACUCCACUUAUGGAUGAAAUUGAUCCAGACAGUGCUGAGGAACUCAUAGUUUCCAGAAGAUUGUUCUUGGAUGGGGAUCAGCUGACACUGGCUGACUGUAGCUUGUUACCCAAACUGAACAUUAUUAAAGUUGCUGCCAAGAAAUACCGUGACUUUGACAUUCCAGCAGAAUUCUCAGGAGUCUGGCGCUAUCUCCACAAUGCUUAUGGCCGUGAAGAAUUUACCCACACGUGUCCUGAAGACAAAGAAAUUGAAAAUACUUAUGCAAGUGUGGCUAAACAGAACAGUUAGAACAGCUCUUACAGAAGAAAAAACUCUCUUUGUUAUCAGAUUUUACCUGUAGCCAUAUUAAGUUUUCUGGAAAUAAGAAUAUGAAAAAUACUGUUUUUUCUAUACAACUAUCUUAAGAAAAGGAACUCUAUAUUUUCUGUUAGGCAUAAACAGUCUGUUCGCUGUAUAUUUUACAGGUCUUCGUGUUUUCACUUAAUUUUCUUUAUUCCUAUGGCAAACCACUGCAAUCUUGAAUGACAUGGAAAGCAUCAAAAUCCUUUAUCCUUUUCUUAAAUUCCUAGAAUGCAUAAUAUAUAAGUUAAACAGAUGACUGAACUUAUAAAUGACAUAAGUAAAAGCACAAUUUCAAUCUGCUCCUUUAGAAACAUUUUCGCAUAAAUAAAAAAUAAUUUCACAUUUUUGUUUAAUAUAUACAUAAAUUUCUGAUAUGAACAAUAAAAUCAGAGAAUGAGCAUAUCAAGGAGACAAAUUUUAAAAGAAUGACUUUAAAAAUCAGUUCUAGGAAUAGAUCAAGACAAUUUGGUCUUAGAACAACACUUGACACCUAGAAAUACUACUACCUCAUAGUCAGAGAUGAGAAUAUGGCCUUUGUGACCAGAUUACUGUUAAAUGAGGAAGGAAUCAUUAAAUAAAACAUAAUUUUAAAAAACAUAAUCAGAAGCAAAGUCAAGUGGAUCUUUUAUUCAUAGAAAUAAGAAGGAAAGUAAGACAUUUGGCUGA
This is a messenger RNA of Carlito syrichta (Philippine tarsier), 1853 nucleotides long. It is a transcript of the gene CLIC2, whose product is annotated as chloride intracellular channel 2. The record is from RefSeq and is a predicted model, not a curated record. Lineage: Eukaryota; Metazoa; Chordata; Mammalia; Primates; Tarsiidae. Gene Ontology annotation, molecular function: chloride channel activity. The transcript has 6 exons. Gene Ontology annotation, biological process: negative regulation of ryanodine-sensitive calcium-release channel activity; chloride transmembrane transport. The coding region runs from base 390 to 1133 and encodes 247 amino acids.